Molecule: messenger RNA, 1143 nt
Organism: Suricata suricatta (meerkat)
Lineage: Eukaryota; Metazoa; Chordata; Mammalia; Carnivora; Herpestidae
Product: zinc finger protein 525-like
Exons: 4
Coding region: 1-1143 (380 amino acids)
Cellular component (GO): nucleus
Source: RefSeq, a predicted model, not a curated record
AUGAUCGGGAAGAGAGUGUGCGCAGCCGCUGCCGGGCGCCUCCGCGGCAGCCUCUCACCGCACCACGGCCCGCUGCCGCCACAGCCCCGGGCGCCUCUCAACGUGCGCACCCCCGGCACAGCCGCCGGGGUCGCUUCUGCGGUUGCUUCUCACCGCGCCGCCACCACGCUGGAGCUGCUGCCGCUGCAGCUGCUUGCGCUGCUUCCCCACCGCCGAGAUGGCUUAGGACAUCAUACUGCAGAGAAACCUUACACAUGUGAACAAUGUGGCCAGGUCUUUAGAACACACUCAAGCGUAACUCAACAUCAUAGAAUUCAUACUGGAGAGAAACCUUACAGAUGUCAAGAAUGUGGCAAGUCCUUUCGCCAGCACUCACACCUUACUCGACAUCACAGAAUUCAUACUGGAGAGAAACCUUACAAAUGUCAAGAAUGUGGUAAGACCUUUAUCCAGAAAUCAAGCCUUACUCAACAUCUCAGAAUUCAUACUGGAGAGAAACCUUACAAAUGUCAAGAAUGUGGCAAGUCCUUUCGCUGGCAAUCAUGCCUUACUGAACAUCACAGAAUUCAUACUGGAAAGUACCUUUACAAAUGUGAGAAAUGUGGUAAGGCCUUUACAGACCACUCAAAUUAUACUCGACAUCUCAGAAUUCAUAGUGGAGAGAAACCUUACAAAUGUCAAGAAUGUGGCAAGGCCUUUAUCCAGCACUCAGACCUUACUAAACAUCACAGAGUUCAUAUUGGAGAGAAACCUUACAAAUGUCAAGAAUGUGGCCUGGCCUUUCGCUGGCACUCAAACCUUACUAGACAUCACAGAAUCCAUACUGGAGAGAAACCUUACAAAUGUCAAGAAUGUGGCAAGACCUUUAGCCAGCACUCAGACCUAACUGAACAUCACAGAUUUCAUACUGGAGAGAAACCUUACAAAUGUCAAGAAUGUGGCAUGGCCUUUCGCUGGCACUCAAACUUUACUAGACAUCACAGAAUUCAUACCGGAGCGAAGGCCCCGCGACAGUCCUGCCGGUUGGGGCGGACGAAACAGGUACCGCCGAACGCCGGGAACGAGCGGCCCCCGCCCGCGGGAUACGACAACGGUGGAUCCAUUGAAGAAACUGAUCAAAGAGAAAAACAAGAAAAGAGGUAA